Molecule: messenger RNA, 1017 nt
Organism: Pyrus x bretschneideri (Chinese white pear)
Lineage: Eukaryota; Viridiplantae; Streptophyta; Magnoliopsida; Rosales; Rosaceae
Exons: 3
Coding region: 155-571 (138 amino acids)
Source: RefSeq, a predicted model, not a curated record
UCGUCCUUAUCCCUCCCACUCACACUACCUCUCUCUCUCUCAUUCUCGCUCAGACCACCACCCAUCUAGAGCAGCGACGGUGAACUCUGAACAAUAACGACGACGACCAUCCACCCAGGCACCUAUCCAGAGGAUCCAUUCUCUGUUGUAUUAGAUGGUUAUGGAGUACAAAGAACCUACAAGAUUAGAUAGUGAGUCAUUACCUAGUGAUGAAGAUGAUUUACAAGGUGCAAUUUCUUCACCUACUUGUCAAUCUCAAAGCCAUGAUGGUUCUUUGGGACCUCCUCAUCUGAAUAAAAGCAAAGAAAUAAUGGGAGAUCUAGAACUUGGAAUGGAGUGUAGUUCUAAAGAGAGCGCAUACGAUUAUUACUACAACUAUGCUAGAGAUAAGGGUUUUGACGUGAUGACGCAUCAUUGGAAAAAAAAAAUUGCGAGUAUUGUAACAAGAGUAACUCACACUCGUUCAAGACAAGGUUUUCGAAGAAAUGAUGAGCCAGUUGAAGAUCAUAAUCAUGCUUUGGUUCAAACCCCUAUGAAGCACAUGUUGAAGAUUAAUCGUAAGAUGUCCUGAGCUCAAAAGACCUAUGCCGAUGAUGCAAAUAAGUCAGGAAUACUAAUAAAGCAACUAUAGAAUUGAUGAGCAGAGAAGUUGGUGCGCGAGAGAAUUUUGCGUUUCUUGAUAAAGAUUAUCGAAAUUAUAUAUAUCAAAAGCGAUAGACAACACGGAAAAAGGAGAUGCUAGGGCUAUAUUGCAAUAUUUUCAUAAAAUGCAAGUGAAUGACUUGUCUAGUUUUUACUCGGUCUAGCUUGAUGAAGAUGAUAUGAUCACAAAUAUGUUUUGGGCAGAUUCACGUUCAAUAAGUUAUUAUGGUCUCCUUAGAGAUGUCAUUUGUUUUGACACAACGUAUCGGACAAAUAAGUAUGGUAGACCAUUUACACCAAUUCUUGGUGUUAAUCAUCAUAAACAAAUUGUAGUUUUUAGUGCAGCUUUUUUAUAUGAAGAAAGUGUGGAUUCUU